UAUUGAAUCUGUAUUACGGAUCUGUUGGAAAUGUAGUAACUACUUUUUCCAGAAACGUUAUAAUCACGUAUAAUAGCCUAAGUAUUCCCUCAAAACACUAUGAGAUCAUAACAUUUAUAGUGUAAUAUCAAUAGUAAGACUUAGCAAGUAGCCGGUAGUAGCUGUUAGACUGUUUUAAAACAUCACAUCGUUGCUGUAAACACACCAGGGUCACUAUCGGACACUCCCACAUUACCGGCAUUGGCCAUCAGAGGGCAGAAGCGCACUCAACUGCACUUGCUCUGAUGCAGUGCAAGCAUCGAAGAAGACAUGGAAGCGAUGCUGCUUCUGACCGCUGCUUCUUUUUCUAUAACACUCACUUAAACUAACAACUCGACACUGUCAUGUUAAUCGUUGGAUACAUAGUUUGAUAGGCAGACCUGCAAAACACCAGCUAAGCAGGACUUGGGUCCCUUUUAAAGGGGGUAUCAGAGCUAUGGCAUCUGCACAGUCGGCUGUUACAUUUGCAGUGUGCAUCCUCAUGAUAACAGAGCUGAUACUUGCCAAGAAGGACUAUUAUGAUAUACUGGGAGUGCCUAAAGAUGCUACUGAGCGACAGAUAAAAAAAGCUUUCCACAAGCUUGCAAUGAAACAUCACCCAGAUAAGAACAAGAGCCCAGAUGCUGAAGUGAGAUUCAGGGAAAUUGCAGAAGCUUACGAAACAUUGUCAGAUGAAACCAGAAGGAGAGAAUAUGACCAGUUUGGUGACACCGCCACAUAUUUCACUGAGGAGACGCAAGGCGGACAUAGACAGGGCGCACACCAACCUUUCAGCUUCAACUUUGAUGACAUUUUCAAAGACUUUGACAUCUACAGCCAGAACAGGCAUGCCCGUCAUCGAAGACACUUUGAUGAACACUCCAGGACCCACAAGGAGUCCCACAGUAGACAUAAGAGACACGUUCAAGGAGGUUUUGGAGCAGGUGUCUUUGAUGACAUGUACGAAGACAUCGAGAAAAUGUUUACCUUUGACAGCACCAAACAGACUGACAACAGGUUUCAUGGUGCAUCAAAACAACACUGUAGAACAGUGACACAACGCAGGGGAAAUAUGGUAACCACAUACACAGACUGUACUGCAUCUUAAGAUGCAAUGUAAAAUGACUCAAAGUUGUCCAAAUGGCAUACAAAACUGUUGUAUCCAUUAGGUAGCGUUAAGCCACUUGGUUCAAAUGCUGUGAAAUUUGAUAAUGAUAUUGAUAUCUGACAUUCAGGCACAGUUAACCUCAGUUUACUUAUUUUAGGUCUAAAUUCAAAUAAGCUAUGUUUUUCUUAAAGCUAUUCCAGGUGUGUGGUGCUCAUGGACUCGUACAUGAUUGUAGUAGUUUUUCACGUAUUGUGAAAUAAACUUACGGAGUAUUUUUUCACUAAUUUAAGCACCUUUUGAUAGUGGAACUGGUUAGGUUUAAUGUUUGGAAAAACUUCUUCUUUUAAAGAAAUACUCACGUGUCAGUAAAUCAGUAAUUCACUACUUCUAUUAUGUUUUUAGGGUCUUUUGUAAAGGUUUUGUCAUUGUUGGUUUCAAACCACAACUCGAGAUAGAAACAAUAGCCAGUGGAUUUCUGCUUAUGUCAGCAUUGUCAACACAAUCCUCUGAACCUUCACAAUUUGGCUUGUUUUACAAUUUAAAUUGUUUGUGUUACAUCUUGUUAAAAUAUUAUUUCAUUCUACACUCCCAGUCAAUGUUGAACAAACAAUAUUUUAAAAUGUGUUGUAUUGAUUGUAUUUGUAAAUAAAUGUACACAUUUGUAAAUAUAAGUAGUAAAGAGGUAUAAGUCAAAAGAGAAACGGUGUGACUCUAGCCUAUCCUUAUAAAUAUAAGUGUGGAACACAUACUGUUCUGCUGUGGUAUUUUGAGUAACUCAAAGUAACAGAGGACAUCUAGAUUUAGGUUGUCUUUCAUUCAAUAACAUAGAACAAUUUCUGUUUUCUUGAGUAUUUAAUAUACGUUUCCAAUUACAACUGGAAAUCCUAAAAUAAAAACCCUGGCACUACAAA
Molecule: messenger RNA, 2037 nt
Organism: Eleginops maclovinus (Patagonian blennie)
Lineage: Eukaryota; Metazoa; Chordata; Actinopteri; Perciformes; Eleginopidae
Gene: dnajb9a
Product: DnaJ heat shock protein family (Hsp40) member B9a
Exons: 3
Coding region: 476-1126 (216 amino acids)
Cellular component (GO): endoplasmic reticulum
Molecular function (GO): misfolded protein binding; protein-folding chaperone binding
Source: RefSeq, a predicted model, not a curated record